Aspergillus sclerotioniger CBS 115572 is the source of this 818-nucleotide messenger RNA. RefSeq lists its product as uncharacterized. The record is from RefSeq and is a predicted model, not a curated record. Lineage: Eukaryota; Fungi; Ascomycota; Eurotiomycetes; Eurotiales; Aspergillaceae. The transcript is spliced from 3 exons. The annotation marks the transcript as partial.
CCCGCCCCCUACGCGGCAUCCAUUCAUUCCAUUCGCCCGGCGGCGGCGUGCAAACAAUCAUUGACCCUAUCCUACCUAUCCAAUAAUGUCCGCUCUCCAGGGGCCCCCCCUCAAUCGGAUCUAUCACUAUGGACUAUUGACCCUUUCCUUGAUACGGCUCUCCUCCGCCGCGGGGACCAGCGAGCCCGCCACCGGCUACACAUAUGGCCAAUCGAUACCAGUGACAUGUCUAAAUCGAACGAUUGACUCCGGCGAACAUAUAACAGACAACCUAGGAAAACUCCAAUACAUCCCAUUCCCAACAUGCAACGAAACCUCCCUCCCACUAACCCUCCACUACGGCGUCCCCGAAACCCUAAACUGCACUAUCGCCUCCCUCCCCGAUGACCUCUACCACCUCCUGGAAUAUUAUGUUCAUUCGGACGUCCCCAUGACGUGUCGUGUACCUUCUGCCCCGCUGGCGAAUCAACAGAUUGGUGAUGAUGGGCCGGCGUACACCCCUAUUACAUUUGCGGUCCAGGGGACCUUGCAGUUGAGUCAUUUGCAUUUGUGGACGGAUUUGAAUGUUUUGGUGCAUAGUAUUGGGGAUGUUUUACAAGGCGGGAGGAAGAAGGAGGGUGAAAGGGGGUAUGUGGUUGCGGGGACGGCGUAUUCGGUGCCGGAGUUUGAUGGGGUUCGGAGUGGGAUUGGGAAGGGAGGUGAGGCAGGGGAGGGCGUUGUGCAGGCGGCGAGGGAGCCUUGGACUGCUGGACAUGGGACUAAGGUGGUGAGGGGGGAGCCGUUGACGUUUUCGUUGAGUGUGAGGUGGGUUGAUGGGG